Messenger RNA from Drosophila subpulchrella, 834 nucleotides. RefSeq names its product spaetzle-processing enzyme-like. Gene Ontology annotation, biological process: proteolysis. The transcript has 4 exons. Gene Ontology annotation, molecular function: serine-type endopeptidase activity. NCBI's taxonomy places the organism in Eukaryota, Metazoa, Arthropoda, Insecta, Diptera, Drosophilidae. Bases 1 to 834 code for a protein of 277 amino acids. The record is from RefSeq and is a predicted model, not a curated record.
AUGACCGCCUUCGUUUUGGGAGCUUUAAUUAUAGUCCACCUAUUUCUUAAAUCUUCUGAAAUAUCGGCCGAAUUGCUCGAUGAUAACUGUGGAUUGACAUCGCAUCUUCUGCGGAACAAGCGAAUGACUGGAGGAGAAGAUGCAGAUAUAUUAUCGAGUCCAUGGAUGGUUCUUUUGCUUGGCGAUUCGAUUGCGGGGGGCUCGCUUAUAAAUUCACGCUUUGUCCUGACGGCCGGUCAUGCCCUUUCCGCAACAUUUAAAAAGGUGCGCCUAGGCGAAUACGAUCGGGAAAGCAUUAAAGAUUGCACUUCGUCGGAUUGCAUACCAAAAACCUAUGAUAUUAAUAUCACUGACAGUUUUAUCCACCCAGCGUUUCAAUCUGACAAUUAUCGGAAUGAUAUAGCUCUGCUUCAAAUGGGAGAAGAGGUGAUAUUUUCAGAUUAUAUCAGACCAAUCUGCCUGCUUGUCAAUGAGCAAGUGGGUGAAACUAUUUCCAUGUUUAGGGUCACCGGCUGGGGAAAAACGAAUAGUUUUCCAACGAGCCGUAUUCUACAGACAGCCACUCUUAACUAUCUUGAUAUUACGGAGUGUACGGACUUAUUUCAAUCAGAGAAUGACGGUACUCAGAUAUGUGCCGGUAGUUUGAACAGCGACACCUGCUCCGGAGACUCGGGAGGACCGUUGAGUGCAAUCUUACCCUAUGGAAAAACUAAUCGGGUUUUCCAGUUUGGUAUCAUCAGCUAUGGAACCCUAACCUGUGAUGCCCCCAGUCUUUACACAAAUGUUACGCACUAUAUGGACUGGAUUGUGAAUAUAACGAGUACAUAUAGCUAA